AUGCCAUUGCCGACAGAAGGCCAGCAGUGCCACUUUGAGGCCACACAUGGGCCAAGUCCGUUGGCUAUUAAAUUACUAUUAAUUGAUAUUUGUGUGUUUUGGUCCUGUUCGUCAGUAGGAAGUAGAUGUUUGGUGUUGAUCACAGUGAGUCUGGCGCUCAUUUGUGUUCUUCUGCUGGUCUUCACCAUACUGCAGCAGACCACCAUCACAGCAGAGAGAGACCUGAUAAAGAGUUACAAGAGCACAGUUGAAGAGUUCAAUCAAACUAUCAGCAGCUUACAGGACAAAUACACUGAUGAAAAAGACCAACUGCAGAACAACUUCAACUCUUUGAAUGUGAAGCUCGAGACCAGAGUCAAUAAUCUCACGACUGAGAAAAGCCGGUUGCUGAUCAACUUGGACUCUUUGAAACGGGAGUUAGAAAGCAGAAUCACAUCUUUAAAUGAUGAGCUGGGGAAAGAACAAUCUAAAAAGAGAAAUCUGUGUGGUCCAGUUUGUUAUUUCAUAGCCAAUGAGUUGAAGAGCUGGUCUGACAGCAGGCAGUACUGCAGGGAUCAUGGUGCUGAUCUGGUCAUUAUCAACACUGAAGAGAAGCAGAGACUCAUAUCUUCAUUAGUCAGUGAAAGAGUGUGGAUCGGUUUGUCUGACAUAGAGAACGAGGGCAACAUGACAUGGGUGGAUAGUUCAACAGUGAAUCAAACAUUUUGGUUUGAUGGAGAGCCAAAUAAUGCAGGUGGAAAUGAAGACUGUAUUGAACUGAUGCCUUCAGAGCCCACCCUGAACUGGAAUGAUCUGCCAUGCUCAGCGAACAGAAAAGGGAUUUGUGAGAAAUAGGGUUCAUCCCAUACUGUUGUGUUUUUAACUGCAUUGUUUUAUGAAAUCAAUGACAGACUGUGAUCGGCUAUGUUUCUGACUGAGGUCUUUUAAAACAGUUCACUUAUUUAAAUUUAUAUAAAAUGCUUUCAUGUCAUCAAUUUCGUUUUUUUUGGUUUUCUUUAACAUACAAGUUUAAAGUGUCUCAGAUUACCCUAAUUCAUCCUAUUAUUCUGAUACUGAUGUCUGAAUAAAAUGGUCAAUAACACAUACCUUGUAGUUUUAAAAUAAGCCUGAAGGACUUGAUUUGGUGGACCAGGUAUGUUUAAUUUAGGUUGAAUUGACUCAGGGCUGAGUUUGGCUGUGUUUACACUUGGCAUCAACAUGCAACCUGUAUCCAGAUGUUGUCCACAUACACACUGAAAAACACAAGUGUUAACGCACUUCUGAUCGCAAUGUUAUCCGAUCUGUGUGUUGUGGUCCAGAGGUAGUCGAGGACGGAUAUCAGUGUAAUGUAAAUGCAAUCCAACCAUAUGCAUUCGUAGGUCAACAUCACGCAAAACGCCACCCCCUCUCUUGUGAACUGUCAGAAAAGAAAAAAGAUGGAGAACAUCAGUGCUGAGACUAGUAUACUUUUGUUUGA
This is a messenger RNA of Carassius auratus (goldfish), 1456 nucleotides long. Its product is annotated as CD209 antigen-like protein D. Lineage: Eukaryota; Metazoa; Chordata; Actinopteri; Cypriniformes; Cyprinidae. The coding region runs from base 1 to 834 and encodes 277 amino acids. The transcript has 5 exons. The record is from RefSeq and is a predicted model, not a curated record.